AUGACACCUGAAGAAGUAGGUGAAGAUUUUGUGAAUAAAAUAAACAGUACUUUGAAUGGAAUUGCAGCAAAUAUGCUAUUCUUACUUGAUGAAUCAGUAAGUGUCUCACCACAACAAUUUGAAAUGGAGAAAUACUUUGUUAAAUCAGUGGCCCAGGCAUUCCCGCUCUCUGUAAAUCGAACAGCAGGCUUGAUAACUUUCAGUCAUGUUGCUGAUGUAGACAUCCCGCUCACUCAAACAGAUACAUGUUUGUUUGUUGACUCUGUUGGUAACGUAGUUUACACAGAGGGUGGAACAAGUAUACUAGUUGCAUUAAAUCUGGCAAUUGAUGAAAUAGAGAAGAAUGCAGUUCAUAAUACAACACUUGUUUUUCUAGUAACAGAUGGUAUCAGUACAACUGAUCCUGCUCCAGCUGCAGACACUCUGAAAGCGAAUGGAGAUAUAGUGUUCACAAUUGGUAUUGCUGAUUAUCAGCGUGAUCAGCUUGAACCCCUGGCUACUGUUGCUUCAGAUGGGACUCCAAAUUUCUUCGGAGUUUCGAGCUUUGAAGUAUUCCUGAGGAUUGCACAUACUGAUAUUUAUCAUCAGGUGUCAUACAAUGGACAUAAAUGCAAUCUCACUAACUCACUUAAUUUUAUUGGAAUCCUAACAUUAAUGGUCCUUCAUAGCUGUCAGUCCCACCUUCACUUCACACGAUAUGCAUGCAUUCAUACCAGGAUGAAUAGAUAUAUUUGUUCUAUUAUUGACAUUAUGUUAAAUAUAUAUAAAUUUUAUAAGGCAAUGGAAAAUCCAGGAUGGAUUCAAGAAAAUGUCACUCUGUAA
Schistocerca americana (American grasshopper) is the source of this 822-nucleotide messenger RNA. Its product is annotated as collagen alpha-4(VI) chain-like. The transcript is spliced from 6 exons. NCBI's taxonomy places the organism in Eukaryota, Metazoa, Arthropoda, Insecta, Orthoptera, Acrididae. Bases 1 to 822 code for a protein of 273 amino acids. The record is from RefSeq and is a predicted model, not a curated record.